AUGAACUUGUCCCCUCAGAAACUGUCACAGCCCAAGAAGCGAAUCAGCGAAAUAAUGGCAACCGUGGCACAAGAGCAAAAGGAAUUUGAGGAUAUCCUGGAAUACAUCAACAGCAUUGAGCAAGCGAAUCUGAGUCAGAUGGUAGGAAGUGCGUCAAGUGCAAGAAGCAGAAGGAAAAAAAGCAAGACCAUGCCUAAGCCUGCCGACGAAGAAUUGGAGAAGUACCAGCGUAGGCGAGCGGGAAAGGAGGAGAGCAUUGGACUCAUGUGGCAGAAGAUACACGAGUUGCAGCAGGAGGAAAAGAGGCUUAAAGAAAUGAAUGGUAUGUGA
Metarhizium acridum CQMa 102 is the source of this 330-nucleotide messenger RNA. RefSeq lists its product as uncharacterized. Lineage: Eukaryota; Fungi; Ascomycota; Sordariomycetes; Hypocreales; Clavicipitaceae. The record is from RefSeq and is a predicted model, not a curated record.